CUGCUUUCAGCUGCUCUGGUGGAUCCCACAGAUAAACUGAUGAAGCUGAAUGUGGAUCAUGGUGGAGAGUUCAGGCUGAACCCAGGGCUGAGGAAAUAUGCCUGUCAUCUCACCCUGGACCCAAAUACAGCAAACCCAGACCUGAUACUGUCUGAGGGGAACAGGAAGGUGACAUGGGUGGUGGAGAAGCAUCAUUAUGAAGACCAUCCAGACAGAUUUGACGGUCAUCCCCAAGUUCUCUGCAGAGAAGUCUUAUCUGGAUCUCGUUAUUACUGGGAGGUGGAGAAGGAUAGUGACGAGGCUCUCAUUGGUGUGGUGUACAAAGGAAUGAAGAGGAAGGGAGAGGAGAAUGACAGUAGGAUUGGAUACAAUAGCAAGUCCUGGUGUUUAUUCUGCUCUGACGGUGGAUAUAACUUUCACCAUGCUGACGUCAUCAGAUCCACCCCUGGUCCUUUUUCUAACAGAGUUGGAGUGUAUCUGGACUGGCCAGCUGGUACUUCGUCCUUCUAUAGCGUGUCCUCCUCUGGUACACUGACACACCUUUACACAGAACACACCACAUUCACUGAACCCCUCUAUCCAGGGUUUGGGUUUGUGUUUGGGUUUGGGGUUUGUUCCUACGACUCCUCCUCAGUGACCCUGUGUCAGAUAGAUGACCAACACAUUCAAAGGUGAGUCAUAGCAAUGUUUCAUCAUGUGUUUUCCUCUGGAAUCAUUCCUACAAUUAGAUUAGUAGUAGUGGUGUGUUUUAAUGUGUUCUGUUGGACCUACAGACAGUUAGA
Molecule: messenger RNA, 782 nt
Organism: Coregonus clupeaformis (lake whitefish)
Lineage: Eukaryota; Metazoa; Chordata; Actinopteri; Salmoniformes; Salmonidae
Product: stonustoxin subunit beta-like
Exons: 3
Coding region: 40-675 (211 amino acids)
Molecular function (GO): protein binding
Source: RefSeq, a predicted model, not a curated record